Messenger RNA from Rhizopus microsporus ATCC 52813, 1262 nucleotides. Its product is annotated as serine/threonine-protein phosphatase 2A catalytic subunit beta isoform. The transcript has 6 exons. Gene Ontology annotation, biological process: mitotic cell cycle; peptidyl-serine dephosphorylation. Lineage: Eukaryota; Fungi; Mucoromycota; Mucoromycetes; Mucorales; Rhizopodaceae. Gene Ontology annotation, cellular component: cytosol. The record is from RefSeq and is a predicted model, not a curated record. Gene Ontology annotation, molecular function: protein serine/threonine phosphatase activity. The coding region runs from base 82 to 1011 and encodes 309 amino acids.
AAAAAUAAAUAAAAAGUACAUUUUCACUAUUUCUUUCUUUUUUCCCUCUUUUCUUUCUUCAAACUAUAUUUUGUGUGUAUAAUGUCUGCUUCUAGUUCAGUAGCUGAUGUAGAUGCUUGGAUUUCUCAACUUCAAGAUUGUAAACAAUUAAGUGAAAAUGAUAUUAAGAAGCUUUGUGACAAAGCGCGCGAAAUCCUCUCUCAAGAGUCUAAUGUCCAACCAGUUAAUUGUCCAGUAACUGUUUGUGGCGACAUUCACGGUCAAUUUCAUGAUUUACAGGAACUGUUUCGUAUCGGAGGCAACUCACCUGACACAAACUACUUGUUUAUGGGAGACUAUGUUGAUAGAGGAUACUAUUCAGUUGAAACAGUUACUCUUUUAGUAUGUCUCAAAGUCAGAUACAAGGACCGUGUUACUAUUCUUCGUGGUAACCAUGAAUCACGCCAAAUCACUCAAGUGUAUGGAUUCUAUGAUGAAUGCUUAAGAAAAUAUGGAAACGCCAACGUUUGGAAGAUGUUUACAGAUCUGUUUGACUUUUUACCUUUGACGGCUCUUAUUGAAGAUCAGAUUUUCUGUUUACAUGGUGGUUUGUCACCAUCUAUCGAUACACUUGAUCAAAUUCGUUCAUUAGAUAGAAUACAAGAAGUGCCUCAUGAAGGUCCUAUGUGUGAUCUCUUAUGGUCUGACCCAGAUGAUAGAUGUGGUUGGGGUAUAUCACCCCGUGGUGCUGGUUAUACAUUUGGUCAAGAUAUUUCGGAGACAUUUAACCAUAACAAUGGUCUCACAUUAGUUGCAAGAGCUCAUCAACUGGUGAUGGAGGGGUACAACUGGGGCCAUGAUCGAAAUGUCGUAACCAUUUUCAGUGCACCCAAUUACUGUUAUCGUUGUGGAAAUCAAGCAGCUAUCAUGGAAAUUGAUGAACACAUGAAAUACACAUUCCUCCAAUUUGAUCCUGCACCAAGAAAAGGUGAACCUCAUGUUACCCGACGAACUCCAGACUACUUUUUAUAAUUAUCAAGAAGCUAUUUUUUUUAAAGAAAAAAAAACAACAACAACAACAGUUCCCCCUCUCCCCUUUUUUUCUUCCCUUUUUCUCCCCCUUCUUUUCUCUUUCUCAGUCUGUGUGUUUGUCUACUCUUUCUAUUUGAAGUGCAAUCUAGCCAAUGAAAUCCAUUUUUAUAAAUUUGUACAAAUAGUGCAUUUUGCCCUAAGAAUUUAAUCUUUUUUUAUUUGACUUGACAAAAUGAGGUAAUACAUUCAGU